This is a messenger RNA of Protopterus annectens (West African lungfish), 1312 nucleotides long. It is a transcript of the gene GAMT, whose product is annotated as guanidinoacetate N-methyltransferase. NCBI's taxonomy places the organism in Eukaryota, Metazoa, Chordata, Ceratodontiformes, Protopteridae. Gene Ontology annotation, biological process: creatine biosynthetic process. Bases 150 to 863 code for a protein of 237 amino acids. The transcript is spliced from 6 exons. The record is from RefSeq and is a predicted model, not a curated record. Gene Ontology annotation, molecular function: guanidinoacetate N-methyltransferase activity. Gene Ontology annotation, cellular component: cytoplasm; nucleus.
ACACACAACUGUUGGUAAGAACUUAUCACAUUUCGGUCAUACUUUUUAUAGCCCCUGCUUUUUAGCAAGGUCAGCAGUCUGAGUGCCCCCUUUAUAAACCCGCCCGGAAGGCUAGUUUGCUCUUUGCAAUAUUCGACUCCCCAGUGAAAAUGAGUACAGACGGUGCUGGUCAACCGAUCUUCGCCCAGGGCGAGAACUGCAAGCACGGUUGGAAAGUCGCUGAAGCCGGCUACAAUGAAACAGACACGCACCUGGAGAUACUCGGAAAGCCGGUAAUGGAACGGUGGGAGACACCGUAUAUGCACUCGUUAGCCACGGUCGCAGCAUCCAAAGGAGGUCGUGUCCUGGAAAUCGGGUUUGGUAUGGCAAUUGCUGCUACAAAGGUGGAAGAAUUCAACAUUGAGGAGCACUGGAUCAUUGAAUGCAAUGAUGGUGUGUUUAACAGGCUGCAGGAAUGGGCCAAAAAACAGCCACACAAGAUUGUACCACUGAAAGGACUCUGGGAAGAUGUAGUUUCCACCUUACCAGAUGGCCAUUUUGAUGGCAUUCUGUAUGAUACGUACCCACUUUCUGAGGAGACUUGGCACACUCAUCAGUUCAACUUUAUUAAGGGUCAUGCUUAUCGUCUGCUUAAGUCAGGUGGAGUCCUCACAUACUGCAAUCUGACAUCAUGGGGGGAAAUGCUGAAGACAAAGUACAAUGACAUUCAACAGAUGUUUAUGGAGACCCAACUGCCUCAUUUGGUGGAGGCUGGAUUCAAAAAGGAAAACAUUAGUACGACAGUACUGGAUCUCAUUCCACCUGAAGACUGCAGAUACUACUCAUUCCACAAAAUGAUAACACCAACCAUUGUCAAGCAGUGAUCAUCUGAUUACACUGGGCUGACGAAGGACAUCACUGUGAAUUUUUUAAUGUCAGAAAUAGACUACAAUUUAGUGGUAGCUAAGCUAUAUUUCUCAAUAAGUUAUUUUUUUGUUAAAAACCACAUCAGGUUGCAUAUCUACACAACUGCAUAAAGCACAUAUUGUGCCCUUUUCACUUCAACUUGUGGUACUUGAUGUACUGUGACAGAUUCCCUUUUAUGCUGCUCAUUCCAGAUUCCCUUUUAUGCUGCUCUUUCCAUUUUAUCAAACCUGGACAGCAUUGCAGUUUGGUACAAAACAAACACGUUUCCAUUACUCUUUCAUGGCUCUUUAUAUACAAGUCAAAGGUCAUCUAAGUUUAUUACCUUUUACUUUAGCCCAGUAAACAAAUGUUAAUAAAACAAUCCCCCUGGCUACAUAAGUGACCCCUUUUGAGCAAAAACCAAGGG